Molecule: messenger RNA, 1693 nt
Organism: Mugil cephalus (flathead mullet)
Lineage: Eukaryota; Metazoa; Chordata; Actinopteri; Mugiliformes; Mugilidae
Gene: lcp2b
Product: lymphocyte cytosolic protein 2b
Exons: 13
Coding region: 270-1385 (371 amino acids)
Biological process (GO): intracellular signal transduction; cell surface receptor protein tyrosine kinase signaling pathway
Source: RefSeq, a predicted model, not a curated record
ACAAGCUUAGCCACUAUACUGUGUGAAAGGGUCUGAGCAGCAUCUAUGUUUAGAGAUAUAGACAUGAUAUGAAAGUGCAAGAUCUAAUAAUGGCUCUGUACGACCACUGAAACUUUCCUACUUCUAGGUAAGACGACGACGACGACGACAUACCACGGGCCUGCUUAAGCACAGUCUGAAGAUUCAUUUUAUAAGACAGGUUGGGUGUGAUGAAGAAGGGCCCUUUAUCUUUAAAGUGGAUGUGAUAUUCACAAGCGGUAACCUCGAGUAUGAACAAUAUUCCGUCUAAAGCAGAGGUGAUGGGAUGGAAUUCCCAAAGCCUGGCUGACUUCAUGAGAAAGCUUAAGCUAACAGGGUGUGACAGAGUGGUGACGAAGGCCAGCAUAACUGGAGAACAGUUCAUUCAUAUGACGGAGGGCGAGCUUGACGUGUUCCCCUGCCUCUAUAUCCCAAUUAUUACCAAGAUCCAGAGUGAAAUCAACAAGGAAGAGCAGAAGAAGGCCUUUGCAAAUAAAUUUAAGGUGCUGAAGCCACCAAAACCAGUGAUUUUUAAAAAGGAGGAAUCUUGGGACUCUGAUGAGUUUGAAAAUGAAAGUGAAAACGAGUAUGAGGGCCCAGACCAGGACGAAACAGAAGAGGACUACAUCUGUGCUCUGUCUGACUCACAAACAGCUGAGGAGCAGCUUAGUGACGAGGCAUGUGAAAGCGCCAACAAAGUGCCUGACAUUGAACACAUAAGGAAGCCACCUCGGCCCCCAAGACCGGCCAGACUCCAGGACAACUGCAGAGCUGAAAGAAGCAUGAAGCUUCCACAUCUUCCAAGAAUGAGCAUCGCCCCUCAAAGACCCGUCAUAGCACCAAGGGGCAGGACUGUCGAGGCUCCUGGCUCAUUUACCAGCAAACACAAACAUCCACUGCCCCCUAGGCCAACAGAUAUGCCCAAUAGCAGACCCGAUAAACCAUGUCCAGCCCCUCCAAUUCCAACACCACCUGCUAAGGUCAGCAAUUCAACAGAAAGGCCAAAAAUGACUUUGGACCCCAGCUGGUACGGAGGAAAGGUGACCAGGCAGCAAGCUGAAGCUGCGAUUAGAUUGGUGAACAAGGAUGGGGCGUUUCUGGUGAGGGACAGCCUAAAAAACCCGAUUGAGCACCCCUACACCCUGGUGCUACUGAACCAAGGCAGGAUUUACAACAUUAAGAUCCGUAACCAAGGCAACUCCUACUCCCUUGGCAAUGGCCUCAAAAACAGCCAGAGCUUCCCUGGGGUGAAGGAGAUGAUCAGCCAUCAUGCGCACACCCCACUGAUGCUCAUUGACGCCACAGACCAGAGUCCCGAGGAACAGCACCAGCCCAAGUGCUGCCUGCUGCACCCUGUGAGACCCUGACCAAGCGACAACACCCGCCCGAAUGCGGCUGUUGGCACCUCACUUCCUGACCUCUCUAUGCUAAUUUGCACACGUGAACAUGUGCAGCUAAUUCUGAUGCUUUUUUUUUUUUUUUUUUUUUUUUUUAGAAGAUAUGAAGAAAUGUCACGAUUUUCCCCAACCUCAAAGGUCAUUGUUAUAUAAUCCCUCUUUCUGUUAGCGUCACUUGUAUUUUUAGCAAACAAAAUUUGAGACAAAAAAGUUUCCCCCCCCCCCCCUGUGGCUGUUGGGUCUGUACAUUUUCCACACAAACAGCAUUACCUCCACUC